Plectropomus leopardus (leopard coralgrouper) is the source of this 1706-nucleotide messenger RNA. The record is from RefSeq and is a predicted model, not a curated record. NCBI's taxonomy places the organism in Eukaryota, Metazoa, Chordata, Actinopteri, Perciformes, Serranidae.
CUGGGGUGUCCUUGCCUGUUUUUGUAAACAUAAUUGAAGAGUUUUUUUUAACCUCCCGCCUCUAAAAUGAGCUUACCAAUGUCAUCCCCUGUAUCAUUUCUGUUUGCCUCGUCAAAUUCAUUUCUUUUCCUCUGUGUCCAUUUAAUUGAACCAGUUUGUAAAAAAAAACAACACGUAAUUAGCAUUUAAAUCUCUUUCCUACAGUCUCUUGCCCUCCCUACAUCACUCUCUCUCCCCCCACUUACUCUAGCAGACUCUACAUGUCUCAGUCGCUACGGCAACCGAUGCUUUUUUUUCUCCUCUCACUUGCUCUCUGUAUCUCCCCCUUUCUCUCUGUCUCCCUCUCUCAUUCCCUCUCUCCACUGCCAGAGGUAGGCAUGAUAACUGAUAUGUGUCGGAGUGCGUGUGUGUGUCUGUGUCCGUCUCCCGGUGUGCUCGUGCGUCUCUUAAGUGACAUUUCUGUGGCAUUUAGGCAGUAGUUUUGUAGAUGGGAAGUUGCCUCUCUCUGCUCAAAGUGCCAUAUAGAGUAUUGGCUCCAUGCAUGACGCUUCUAAUGAUGAUUAAUGCGCUGUGCUGCUCAGGUGUGUGCACUGUAAAUGUGUGUGAGAGAGCAUGUACUUCUGGGUGUUUUUGAAUGCAUAUGUGGAUUCUGGAUAAACAUGUGGCGCAUAAUUGAGUGUUAAAUUUAAAAGCCUGGGGGAGUCCGUGAAUGAUUUUUUUUUUUUUUUUUUUUUAAUGACAGAGUUGGAUUUCUGCCAAUACUGGCGUCUAUGUUUACAUGGUUUUUAUCUGGCAACAUAAAAGAAGAGAAAAAAAAAGCUGGACCCUCCCCUUUCUCUCCCUCUCUAUCUCUCUCCUGCCCCUCUGUCCUAUCUUACAGAGAGAGAUGAUCGGAGGAGCGGAGUCUCAGUGAACAGAGCGAAGCGAUGGAGAGAUGCUCCAUCUCUCCUGUCGCACGACUGACCGCCCUCCGCUGCCUCCUCCUGGUUGUUCUGGUGACACAGCCCUCCACCUGUAACCGUGACGACAGUGAGGGCGAGGAGCAGGUGGACGCCCUGUCUGUCCAGCUGUCUGUCACAGCCCAGGUCACACCUACGCCUCUGUGGGCAGUGGUCUGGGGUCCCACGCAGCCUUUAGAGGACGAGACCUACCACUUCCUCUCCAGCCAGGAAACGGACCCCCUGCAUCAGCAUGGGAACCAGCUGGAGGCCAGCACCGCCAAGUCAGACUGGCCCGCCAGCGUGCAGCCGCGAGAGGAGGCACCGCUGGAGUCUAAGGACCAGGAGGGAGUGGAGGAUGGAGGGACGGAGGCGGAGGAGACAGAGCCGGAGGAAGUGGACCCUCAGUUCUACGUCACCGUGACCAUCUCCUCGCUGCUCAUCCUGAUGGCAAUCGUCAUUACGGCCAAACUCUGGGAUUUCUUUCUUUCUUUCUCUCUCUGAAUACCUGUGUUCCCCGUCUUCCUCCAUGUUCUUCGCUUACUCCCAGUUAUCAUCGCCGCCUUGCUCCAACACUGCCUGUCUUUGCACAGCUGGUGCUCCUCUUAUCUCCCUCACCAGUCUCCUAUCUCUCCCAGCACCGCCAGUCCGACUGCUGAUCCACAGAUAAUCCUCCAGCAUGCCGUGAGCUGAUACAUGAUAAAUCCCCCUUUUCUCUCUGUUCCUGAGACCGGCCUUCGCUGUUGUUUCGAUAACUUACUCCACCUG